CUAGCCUAUUCGAGAGAGAGAGAGAGCCUAUCGAAUUUUCACCUUCCCAAGCGUUGUCGAUCGCGCCGCUUGUCAGUCGGUUUGUACCUCAUUGAGUGUUGAUAGGUUAGUGCCUGAAUUUUGUGUUCAUAAGAUGGGUUUCUUUGUCAAUUGAUGCCAUUGAUGAAAUAUCACUGGUUUUAGUGAGAAAGGGAUAAGAUGGGUAAUAAUGGAGCCGAGUGUAUAAAAGUUUCUGGGAAUGAUGAGGCUGAAUGUCCAGAGACCACUGUUGAGAUUAAGAUAAAGACAUUGGACUCUCAAACAUACUCAUUGCGAGUAGAUAAAUGUGUUCCUGUUCCUGCACUAAAGGAGCAAAUUGCUACAGUUACUGGUGUCUUGUCAGAACAGCAGCGGCUUAUAUGCCGUGGAAAAGUUUUGAAAGAUGAUCAACUUCUUUCAGCUUAUCACGUGGAAGAUGGACACACUCUGCAUCUGGUUGUGAGGCAACCAUCAUCAGAAAGCAAUCCUGAUCCUCAAGGAACCUCUACUUCAUCAGGUUUAGGGAAUGCCCAAGGCAGUCCAUCGGGUCCUGGUCUAUUUGUGGGUACUUUAAAUCUUUCUGAACAUGGUGAUGGUGCUUUCCCUGAUAUGAGUCGGAUUGUCUCAGCUGUACUUGGUUCCAUUGGAAUUGCAAGUCUUGGGAGUGGAAGUGAGGGGAUUGAUCUCAAUGGUCUUGGUAAUCUGAGAAAUUCUCUAAGACAGCAGAAUGAGCAAGGUGGUUUAAGGGAUCAAUCUAGUUCCAGUUCUGAUGCUUCUGCUCGUCAGGCAGAUGUUCCGCUGGAUUCCAUGCAACUUCCGGUUAUUACAGACGCUUUGACAACUUUGUCCCAGUACUUGACCCAUUUGAGGGAGACAAGUGUUGGAGGGCAGAGUGGAAUUUCACUAGCUUCUGGCGCUAAUGGAAGCAACAGACAAGAUUCUGAUGCUUCUUCGUAUUCAACUGGGCAGGGAGGCCUUCCAACACCAGAAUCGUUGGCAGAGGUGUUGCAAUCCACUAGAAGAUUAAUUGUUGAGCAAGCUGCAGAAUGCUUGUUGCAACUGUCAAGACAACUGGAGAAUCAAGGAAAUGUGACAGAUACAGUAGAGAGAAUGAGGAUUCAAAGACUUGCUUUAAGCUCCGGAGCUUUUUUUCAACAUAUAGGUGCUUUAUUACUCGAGCUUGGUCGGACCACAAUGACAUUACAAAUGGGUCAAACACCAGAUAAUGCUGUGGUGAAUGCGGGACCUGCUGUUUUUGUUUCUGCAACUGGGACCAAUCCGAUAAUGGUUCAGCCACAACCUUUUCAAGCAGGCACUGGAAUUGGCGCAAUUCCCCUUGGAUCUGUACAUGGCUCUGGAAUUUCUGGGGGCUCUGUCGGUUCUGGUUUCAUUCCUAGAAAUAUUGACAUCAGAAUACGAACAGAACGCACUGUUGCCACAAUGCCACUAGGUGCAUAUAUGCCAAGCAUUGUUAACAGAAGAGAUCCAACUGGUCCCCAGACUCUGGGGCAAGCUGCGCCGCCUGGGGCUCCUAAUGUUGAAAAUUCGACUCAAGGCACUGAAGGUAAUAGAAGCUCUACCACCAGGGGGGUGGAGGUGAGGGUACUUCCUAUUAGGACUUUGGUUGCCGCAGUUCCUGCUUCUGUUGGACGUGCAGCAGCUUCUGAUUCGGCUCGAGGUUCUAUGGGGAUAUUCAGUCCAGUUUUAGGUAGAGUUCAGCAUCUCAGUUCUGAAAAUGCUAAUAAUUCAAGUGCUGCUUCACAAGGAUCUCAUCAAAACCAUCCCCACAAUGUUGAGAUUGGACAACAGUCAAUCCCUGAUGCUGCAGGACAGAGAAACGUUAGACUAUUUGGAGUUAACGUCAAUCGUAGCUCAACUGGUGAAAUGUCGAGUAGAGUUGAGCACUUUUUGAGAGCGUUAUUCCCCGGUGAGCAGCUUCAAGUUGAGAAUGUCAGUGUCCAUGGCAUGAAUACACAUUCCGCUGCUGGUGAGAGCGUUGCAACCCAAAAUACUGCUGCUUCUCAAGAGACGGGAGCAAUAGAAGAUGGAGUGUUUUUAUCCAAUAUACUACGUCACAUCUUGCCCAUUGUAUCUGAAACCACAGAAACGGUGCCUAAUAUCCCACCCACUGAACAAGUAGAUGUUGCUGAGGAUAGAAGUACACAAGCUUCAACACAGGCUCAAGAUAAUGUAGAGCAAGCAACCUCCUCUCGGCGUCGACGUGACCCUCGAUUGCAACCAAGCUCAAAACGUCAAAAGCGGGAGUGAUUUCAAGAGUUGCUGAGGUGGACCGAUUGCAGCUGGAUAAUAUGCUUAUGGAUAUGAUAUUUUGAUUUGUAUUAUAGAACUGAAAACUCUGCUUUGGCUGCAAGGGUUUCUGGGACUCUUUGCGCGAAUCUGAGGAACAUUUUUCUUCUGAGUAUUCAAUAAGAUUUUCUGUAUUCUGAACCAUAUGAUACUUCUAUGAUUUGAAUGUGAAGGGUUACCAAAUGGUAUUUUGAGCUUUUUUUGUUA
Messenger RNA from Ipomoea nil (Japanese morning glory), 2532 nucleotides. Its product is annotated as large proline-rich protein bag6-B-like. Lineage: Eukaryota; Viridiplantae; Streptophyta; Magnoliopsida; Solanales; Convolvulaceae. The record is from RefSeq and is a predicted model, not a curated record. The coding region runs from base 199 to 2286 and encodes 695 amino acids. Gene Ontology annotation, cellular component: BAT3 complex. The transcript has 17 exons. Gene Ontology annotation, molecular function: polyubiquitin modification-dependent protein binding; misfolded protein binding.